UUAUUAUUUAAAUCAAACUGCCUUUAAAAUAACAAAAAUCUUUCAGAAUGGAAGUUGAUUCUUGCGUUAAAACUAAAGAUGUGUUAUCACAAGAAUUACGAUCUUUACGGGACAGGAGUGUUCAUAUUUGUAAAGCAAUUGAAUCGUCGCAUAAUGAAGUUAUCAUUCCGAAUAAAGAUAAAACUUUAAACUACGUAGCAGGACUUCAAAAAGAGUUGGAAACAUCGAAUACUACUAUUACAACGGACAAAAAUUUAUUAACAAGUCAAUUUCUCUCCGAGAUGAAAGAAAGAAGUGACGAUGUUGAAAAACAUAUAGCAUUCACUAAAGGCUUAAUAUAUGAUGUGGAUGCCGAAAUAGAAAGGUUACAGAAAUUAGUUGUAACAGCGAAAGAAGUAAGAAGUAGUCCUGUGGUAGAGAAGAAAGAUAUACAACCUCAUCAUAUAGAGAAAGCUAAAGAAAAGUUUCAUAUGUUAAAACAAGAACUCCGUGGCCUCAUAUAUUCACUCUUUCCAAAAUGUUCCGGACUUAUUACAGAAGUUUUAGCUGAAUUAAUGAGAGCAAAACUUGAUGUUAACUCAAAUGGGUAUAUACCAUGCACAGCGGAGAAUUUCCCAGCAAUUGAGCUCUUAAUGGAUGCUAAUUUAGUUAGCGCUAAUCCAUAUAACAAUACACAAUUUAAAUUAGUUUACUAAAUAGUUUACUAUCCUAGAGAAUAUUAAAUUAUAUAAUUUCAGUUGUUAAUAAAUAAAGUAUAAAAAUAU
This is a messenger RNA of Papilio polytes (common Mormon), 764 nucleotides long. RefSeq lists its product as uncharacterized. The record is from RefSeq and is a predicted model, not a curated record. The coding region runs from base 48 to 695 and encodes 215 amino acids. NCBI's taxonomy places the organism in Eukaryota, Metazoa, Arthropoda, Insecta, Lepidoptera, Papilionidae. The transcript is spliced from 4 exons.